AUGGCCGAUCGUCUCGUAGGCCUCAGCAUGCUCGUCGCAGCGACUGCCAUCUUCGUCUACUACACCGUCUGGACUCUGUUCAUGCCCUUUGUAGACGACGACCACAUCCUCCACUCCCUCUUCCUCCCACGCGUCUGGGCCAUCCGCAUCCCCGUCAUCCUCCUCAUCCUGGGCACUACGGUCGUCGGCAGCUUCCUCUCAGUGGUCAUGAUCAGGAGCAAUCGGAAGAAGGCACUCAAGGCCAAGCAGAAGAAGGCCUCAUAA
Molecule: messenger RNA, 264 nt
Organism: Alternaria ethzedia
Lineage: Eukaryota; Fungi; Ascomycota; Dothideomycetes; Pleosporales; Pleosporaceae
Exons: 3
Coding region: 1-264 (87 amino acids)
Biological process (GO): GPI anchor biosynthetic process
Cellular component (GO): endoplasmic reticulum membrane; dolichol-phosphate-mannose synthase complex
Molecular function (GO): enzyme regulator activity
Source: RefSeq, a predicted model, not a curated record